Messenger RNA from Limulus polyphemus (Atlantic horseshoe crab), 836 nucleotides. RefSeq lists its product as uncharacterized. The record is from RefSeq and is a predicted model, not a curated record. The transcript has 6 exons. The annotation marks the transcript as partial. NCBI's taxonomy places the organism in Eukaryota, Metazoa, Arthropoda, Merostomata, Xiphosura, Limulidae.
CACUGUUAGUCAACUGAGGCUGAAAUUCGAUAGCUUCUUCUACGGUGUCAUCAGUUAACCCUAAACACUUCUAGAAAGCUCUGCACGUUUCCAGUUAGUUGUACUACCCACAGAAACUAUGAGACGCAUAUUUGAUGAUUCUGAAAAAAGGAACUUGGCUGUCGUUAUUGUGACAAUAAUCCUGUUACGAUGUCAUGAUGUCAUGUCACAGAAUCAAGGUGGAGCCACUUCAGGAAGGCUAAGUAGCAGUUGUGAAACGCAAGAAGUGGCGGACUUAAUGCUAAAGCCACAGGAAGUCCAAAUGUUAACGACGGAAGAAUUUCUCAACAGAACUCAACAGUUGCUAUGCCAACCUGAUUCUGAAGUCUUACGCGUCGGCCUGAUGCGACUAAGUAACAGACUGAAUGAGUUGGAUCUUAAUAAUUCCAUGGAACUGUACAAGAUAACUAAGGAUAAACUGUCGAAUAAAAGGAAUGAAGUACAGCCAAUAUUUAAGGCCUUACGUCAGAAUGUCGUCACCAAGCUGGGUGAUCCCCGGAUGUGGACUGCAGAAAAUUUUACAACUUCUGAUGUUCAGGAUCUCCUUCUGACAAGUUGUCCGAGCAUUUUGAUGAACAUACAAAACAAAUCAUUAAUUCAGAAUGUCAUAACAGCCUCUUCUGGACAGAACAUAAGACCAGAGAUUACUGCUGCCCUCUCACGGAUAAAGCUAAGAAUGCAUGGUGAUCCCGGGAUGUGGAAUUCAACAUACCUGACAAGUGAAAUGAAUGAUAUUUUCCAAAACAUGCUUCCCUGUCAGGUGGUGCAGAUUAAUGGUUCUGCUGUAAGUUUUGACU